This is a messenger RNA of Megalops cyprinoides (Indo-Pacific tarpon), 5126 nucleotides long. It is a transcript of the gene zswim6, whose product is annotated as zinc finger, SWIM-type containing 6. Gene Ontology annotation, cellular component: Cul2-RING ubiquitin ligase complex. Bases 19 to 3417 code for a protein of 1132 amino acids. The record is from RefSeq and is a predicted model, not a curated record. The transcript is spliced from 14 exons. Lineage: Eukaryota; Metazoa; Chordata; Actinopteri; Elopiformes; Megalopidae.
UGUAAAAGCAGUGCGAUCAUGGCGGAGCGCGUUCAGCAGCCCCCAGCUAAACGGCUCUGCUGCCGACCCGGCUAUAACCCGACGUGCAGACAGGGACAGCGGGCUGGAGGAACAGCAUGUGGUGGUCCGGGUACUGCCCAGGGGGGAUCGGGCAAAACCCAGAGUCCGGAGUCGCUGCUGGACAUCGCAGCAAGGAAAGUAGCGGAGAAGUGGCCGUUUCAGAGGGUGGAGGAACGUUUCGAAAGGAUCCCGGAGCCCGUCCAAAGGAGGAUCGUCUACUGGUCUUUCCCCAGGAGCGAACGGGAGAUCUGCAUGUAUUCUUCCUUCAACACAGGCGGAGAAGAGAGUGGGGCUGCCGGGGAGAACAGUGACGAGACUCGCCUGCCUUUCCGACGGGGCAUCGCUUUACUGGAGAGCGGCUGCGUAGACAACGUACUGCAAGUCGGAUUUCACCUCAGCGGCACCGUGACGGAGCCCGCCACGCCGUCGGAGCCCGAGAUCGUCUGCAACGUCGCCAUCAGCUUCGACCGCUGCAAGAUCACCUCCGUCACCUGCGGCUGCGGCAACAAGGACAUCUUUUACUGCGCCCACGUGGUGGCGCUCUCCCUGUACCGCAUCCGCAAGCCGGACCAGGUCAAGCUGCACCUCCCCAUUUCAGAGACCCUCUUUCAGAUGAACAGAGACCAAUUGCAGAAAUUUGUACAGUAUUUAAUCACAGUGCACCACACAGAGGUCUUGCCCACUGCCCAGAAACUGGCCGACGAGAUCCUCUCCCAGAAUUCGGAGAUCAAUCAAGUGCACGGGGCCCCGGACCCCACAGCCGGAGCCAGCAUAGAUGAUGAGAACUGUUGGCACCUGGACGAGGAGCAGGUCCAGGAGCAGGUGAAGCUCUUCCUGUCGCAAGGCGGCUACCACGGAUCCGGAAAGCAGCUCAACCUCCUCUUCGCCAAGGUCCGGGAAAUGCUGAAGAUGCGGGACUCGAACGGGGCGCGCAUGCUGACGCUGAUCACAGAGCAGUUCAUGGCCGACCCCCGACUCUCCCUGUGGAGGCAGCAGGGCACCACCAUGACCGACAAGUACAGGCAGCUUUGGGACGAGCUAGGUGCCUUGUGGAUGUGCAUAGUCUUAAACCCUCACUGCAAGGCAGAGCAGAAGGCCGCAUGGCUGAGGCAGCUCAAGAAGUGGAACAGUGUGGACGUGUGUCCCUGGGAGGACGGUAACCACGGAAACGAGCUGCCCAAUUUAACCAACGCCUUGCCUCAGGGCGCGCACGCUAACCAAGAUUUGGCCAACAGGCCCCACCGGACUGUCUUCACACGAGCCAUCGAAGCAUGCGAUCUCCACUGGCAGGACAGCCACUUGCAGCACAUUAUCAGCAACGACCUCUACACCAACUACUGUUACCAUGACAACACUGAAAAUUCGCUCUUUGACUCCCGCGGAUGGCCCCUGUGGCACGAGCACGUCCCCACGGCCUGCGCGAGGGUGGACGCGCUGAGAUCGCACGGCUACCCCAGGGAGGCGCUGCGGCUGGCCAUCUCCAUCGUCAACACCCUGCGGAGGCAGCAGCAGAAGCAGCUGGAGCACUUCCGGGCCCACAAGAAAGAGCUGCUUCAAAAAGGCGUCACGUCAAUCACCAACCUGGAGGGGUGGGUGGGGCACCCCCUGGACCCCAUCGGCACACUGUUCAGCACCCUGACAGAGACCGGCCGGGGUGAUGACGAUGGCUCACCCGGCUUCCUGGACUUCUCAGAUGCCAUGGGCCCAGCCAAGUGCUCGGAUUUCCAGCUGUUCCCGGUGCAGCGGUUCCUGGAGGAGGGCGAGUCGUACCUGGCGCUGGCGGUGGAGAUGGCUCUGGUGGGCCUGGGGCAGCAGAGAAUCAUGCCAGACGGGCUGUACGCCCAGGAGAAGGUCUGCCGCAACGAGGAGCAGCUCAUCGCCAAGCUCCUGGAGGUGGACCUCAAUGACACUCUGGUCAAGAUAUUCCGCAAGCAAGCAGUCUUCCUGUUAGAAGGUGGGCCAUACAGUGGUCUGGGGGAACUCAUUUACAGAGAGAGCGUUCCAAUGCACACCUUCGCCAAGUAUCUCUUCACCUCCCUCCUACCUCACGAUGCUGAACUGGCAUACAAAAUUGCACUGAGAGCAAUGCGGUUACCAGUGUUGGAAUCCACGGCUCCCACGGGCGACAUGUCCCGCCCUCACCACAUAGUAUCUGUCGUUCCCAACCGUUACCCGCGCUGGUUCACCCUCAGCCACAUCGAGUCGCAGCAGUGCGAGCUGGCCUCCACCAUGCUCACGGCCGCCAAAGGUGAUGGUCGGAGGCUAGAAACAGUAUUAGAGUCCAUCCAAAAAAACAUUCACUCCUCCUCCCACAUCUUCAAGCUGGCCCAAGAUGCCUUCAAGAUCGCCACACUCAUGGACAGCUUGCCUGACAUCACUCUACUAAAAGUCUCUCUGGAGCUGGGACUCCAGGUUAUGAGAAUGACUCUGUCAACGUUAAACUGGCGACGGCGUGAGAUGGUACGAUGGUUAGUCACUUGUGCCACAGAAGUAGGUGUGUUCGCGUUGGACAGCAUCAUGCAGAGCUGGUUCACCCUCUUCACGCCCACGGAGGCCACCAGCAUCGUGGCCACGACGGUGAUGUCCAACAGCACCAUCGUGCGCCUGCACCUGGACUGCCACCAGCAGGAGAACCUGGCCAGCAGCGCGCGCACGCUGGCCCUCCAGUGCGCCAUGAAGGACCCGCAGAACUGCGCCCUGUCCGCCCUCACCCUCUGCGAGAAGGACCACAUCGCCUUCGAGACGGCCUACCAGAUCGUGCUGGACGCCGCCACCACCGGCAUGAGCUACACGCAGCUCUUCACCAUCGCCCGCUACAUGGAGCACCGCGGCUACCCGAUGCGGGCGUACAAGCUGGCCACCCUGGCCAUGACUCACCUUAACCUGAGCUACAACCAGGACACGCACCCGGCCAUCAAUGACGUGCUGUGGGCGUGCGCCCUCAGCCACUCGCUGGGCAAGAACGAACUGGCGGCCAUCAUCCCCCUGGUGGUCAAGAGCGUGAAGUGCGCCACUGUGCUGUCUGACAUUUUGCGGCGGUGCACGCUAACCACUCCGGGCAUGGUGGCCUUGCACGGCCGGAGGAACUCUGGGAAACUGAUGUCACUGGACAAAGCCCCACUAAGACAGCUCUUGGACGCUACGAUUGGGGCGUACAUCAACACCACGCACUCUAGGCUAACCCACAUCAGCCCGCGGCACUAUAGUGAAUUCAUUGAGUUCUUGGGCAAGGCAAGAGAGACCUUCCUCAUGGCUCACGAUGGACACAUCCAGUUCAGACAGUUCAUCGACAACCUGAAACAAAUAUACAAAGGCAAAAAGAAACUGAUGAUGCUGGUCCGAGAGAGGUUCGGUUAACAGAGUUCUUGGUCUCUCUUUUUACUUGAGCCUGCCUUUGUACCCUUUUUAAAUUAAAAUGGCAAAAAAGGAUGAAAAAAAACAUAAAAUAAAACAAACAAAAAACAAUAACAGAGCCACACCGGUAUUAUGUGUAUAGAACUAUUUAGUUCGCAAAAAAAGAGAAAAUUGUCAUGUUGUGAAAGUUUGUGUGUUUUCUUUUAUUUGUAUGAGAGAGAGAGAGGUAAAAGAGAAAAACAAAAAUGUUUUGGUUUACACUGAGUAUAUGUUGUCCAGUGGCAAAAGCCCACAUAGCUCUCCUGUUAUUUCUGUAAACAUUCACAGCCUCAAAGAUAAGAAAUAUGGCUUUAAACCAAACAGAACACCUCCAUUCUAAGUGACAAGUACCUCGUACGGAUCCAGCUUUACUCCUUUGUAAUCCAUUCUCGCAUUUCAGUGUAGUACAAGUGCAAGUGCAAAAGAACACAAAUGAUAAUCCAGUUUUACUUUAUUAAACAAGUAAAGAAAAUAAAAAACAAUAAAAAAAAAGCAAAAGAAGAUCUCCAACUCCAGGCUGACCACGUGGCUUCGCAGUGCAGUUCGUCAAGAAGCAUGUCACACAGUGCUUGCGCGUGUGGAAACUUAGCAACUGUCAACAUACAUUCUCAGGGAUUUCUCAAAAAAAAAAAGAAAACGAAAAAAGAAAGAAUGAGAGCAUUUAUUGUACUGUAUAUAUGAUAGUAUAUGUCUGAAUAUUGAAAAAAAGUAUACGUUAACUAAUUUAUAAAGAAUAUUCUAUGUAAUGCAAAAUACUUGAAGCUGCAGUAGCUUGGUUUUAAACAAAACAUAUCAGAAGGACUAAAGUGCGCCUUGCUUCAGGGGCUGGCUCAGGUGGUGAAUUUAUAUGCUGGGCAUCUAUGCAGAGCCACCUAUUCAAUUGCAUGAUUGGACUGGUAUAUAUUUAAACGAAAUAAAUGGGUAUAUUUUGUAUCCGCGUACAAAAUAUAUUUCUGUUGUACACACACUUGUAAAGGGCACCAUAGAUUAAGAGGGACGACAUAGACGAACCAGAGCAGCGAGCCUUAGCAUUAAGAUUACAGAAUGCAAGACUGUAGGCCCCGUGACUCCAAGCCUAGAAAUGUAGAUCCAACGGAACAGGCUGAACCGAGUCGAGUUUUACUAAUCAACAUUAAACCCGAAACUACAGAGUAAAAUUGGCCUGACCACAUCCAUGUCUCUUUCCCACAGUGAACAAAAGUCUUUGAAAGCUCCAUUUAUGCACAAUAACAAAUGCACACCAAUUCUGCAGACAUCUUGACUUUGUGCAGGACAGAAAGUUGCUGUGUAGGUCUGACUGUUCUAAUUUUUUUUUACGCUUUUUCCUUCUCUUUUUUUUAUUUUGUUUUUCUCUAGAAUUCCUCAAACAAGAACAGCCUUCUUUCUUGCCUUGUCUUAACGCUUUAAAAUAACCAAACUGGAGUUCUAACAACCAAACUUGUUCAUUAAAUGAAAGCCAACCAACUUUGGUUACAACUUAGUGUCUUUAAUUUUAGCUGAAUGGUUCUGUAUCUUGUGCUUUAAAAAGCAGUUUUCUUAUGUUUUUUGGUGCAAAACGUUGUCUAGUGUCUCUUGUUCCCUUCCUUAGAGGUAUGUUUGUAGCUCUUUUUGUUUAGAAACAGAAAUAUCAUGUUCUCCAUUUUAUUUAUUAUAAUAGGUAAACGAUUGUACUU